AUCACCGGCAAUAGCGAGGCGAGGCCCGCCGAGAUACAACGUCAGUGAGAGGCCUGUGAGGGUGGCGGCCAUUUCGCCCAAGGGGCUGCGGCCCUUCCCCGCUGCAACGGCAGGGACCCAACGGCCAUUUUGGCAAAAGCCCGGGGCGCGGCUGAGCAGAGGCCGAGCUUCCCCCAUCCUCUCCCCCAGCUCGGCAACGCUUCCGGGGGAAGGGAAGGGAAGGAAGGGCUGGGCCCGGGAGGAGGGGAGCAGGGGAGCGCGGUGCCCUGUGGGAUCAAGUCAUUUUGCUGACUUCUACCAGACUGGCUGUUAGGUUUAAAACGCAGCGUGCACACAUAAGAGUAAGCUGAAGGUAAUUCUGAAGAUAUAUAGACUUAGAGAAGGCUCUGAACCAUGGACAGCCUCUGUGUGGCAAAUACCACUUUUGCACUCGACCUCUUAAGAAAGUUGUCUGAGAACAAAAGCAGGCAGAAUCUAUUCUUUUCACCUUUUAGUAUUUCUUCUGCUUUGUCUAUGAUUUUGCUGGGUUCAAAAGGUAACACUGAAGCCCAAAUAGCAAAGGUGCUUUCUCUGAACAAAGAUGAGGAUGCUCACAAUGGGUAUCCAUCACUUCUCUCUGAAAUUAAUGAUCCGAACACCAAAUAUAUACUGAGAACUGCUAACCGACUUUAUGGAGAAAAGACAUUUGAGUUUCUCUCAUCAUUUAUAGAGUCGAGUCAGAAACUCUACCAUGCUGGACUAGAACAGACUGACUUUGUGAAUGCUUCAGAGGAUUCCAGAAAACAAAUUAAUGGCUGGGUAGAGGAAAGGACUGAAGGUAAAAUUCAGAACCUGUUGGCGGAGGGGAUUAUCAAUUCACUGACGAGACUUGUGUUGGUGAAUGCCAUCUAUUUCAAAGGCAACUGGGAAAAGCAGUUCAACAAAAGCAGUACAGCAGAAAGGCCAUUUCAUAUUAACAAGAAUGAGACCAAGCCUGUGCAGAUGAUGUUCAAGAAGGAUAGAUUUAACAUGACCUAUAUUGGGGACUUCCAGACCAAAAUCCUUGAGCUCCCUUACGUUGGUAAUGAACUCAGCAUGAUCAUCCUGCUCCCUGAUGCAAUCCAGGAUGAAUCCACUGGCUUGGAAACCCUGGAAAGAGAACUUACGUAUGAGAAGCUGAUAGAUUGGAUCAAUCCUGAAAUGAUGGACUGUACAGAGAUGAAGGUGUCUUUACCCAAAUUUAAACUGGAAGAAAAUUAUGAUCUGAAACCCCUUCUGAGCAGCAUGGGAAUGCCUGAUGCGUUUGACUUGGGGAAGGCAGACUUCUCGGGAAUCUCAGCUGGCAACGAGUUGGUGCUCUCUGAAGUAGUUCACAAGUCCUUUGUGGAAGUCAACGAAGAAGGCACUGAAGCAGCAGCUGCCACAGCAGGAGUGAUGAUGCUGCGCUGUGCAAUGAUCGUUCCAGAAUUCACUGCCGAUCAUCCGUUCCUCUUCUUCAUCCGGCACAACAAAACUUCCAGCAUUUUGUUCUGUGGCAGAUUUUGCUCUCCCUAAAAAGGAGAUGUCAUGGCAGAAGAGCCACCAUUACUCAGUAAUGUUCUGUUUCUUUACAAAAGGGCUGCUCUUUUUGCACUAAUUGUCUCUUUCAACUGUGCCUGAAUUUCUGUGGUCUUCAUCACAGGCUUGACUAGAAUAACAUACACAGCAACUGUCAUUAACACCAUCUCUCUUGCCCUGUGCACCCGAGUGCGGGGGUCUCUGAAUUCUUGGUGACACAUGAAACAUCCCGCUUCCUCAAUGAAAGCUUUGGCUGUCCUUGCGGUCCCCGUUGCACUUCUCUUUUUGUGGCCACCUGGCAGCAAGUCAGGCAGUGACAUCUCAUGAGAAAGGAAGAAGUUAAUUCUGUUUCUGAUGAGGCUGGAGCACAUCUUUAGCUUCCUUCUCCCUUUUUCUUCCCAUCCCUCUUUUUUUUUUUAAUUUUUUGUUUUUUAAUGCCGUGAUACAUUUCCUAGAGAUGAAAGGAAGCUUUGGCAGCCUGUUCCCAGUGUUGUUAAGCAUCCUGACUAAAUAGGGGUGUGUUUUUGGAUAAUAACUGGAUGAGCACUUAGGGAGGAAUGGUAAUAAAAGUAUGUCUUUGUACCAAAUGUCCUUAUAGGGUAUUCAAGGGGUGAGGAGCCUUGUUUUAUCGCCACAGGACACCUGGUUUUAUUACCUAUCACCUAGUUUAUCAGUCCUAUAACAAAGAAUGUAAUGAAAAAGCAUAUGGUGCCUAUGCAAUAUUUAAAUGACAAAGCUUUAAUUUUUUGCUAUUCUUAAAUAUUUUUUCUUAUUCACAAUGUCUGAAACAUGUUAGUUUAACUGUAUAAUACCAAAGACACAGCUGAAACAGCUUUCCUGGUAACAGUGAUUUGUUUUGCUGUUUCUGUUCCUGAGAUAAUAAAAGAACUGAAAGUGCUGUAA
This is a messenger RNA of Chroicocephalus ridibundus (black-headed gull), 2439 nucleotides long. RefSeq names its product serpin B6-like. The record is from RefSeq and is a predicted model, not a curated record. The coding region runs from base 394 to 1533 and encodes 379 amino acids. Gene Ontology annotation, molecular function: serine-type endopeptidase inhibitor activity. Gene Ontology annotation, cellular component: cytoplasm. Lineage: Eukaryota; Metazoa; Chordata; Aves; Charadriiformes; Laridae. The transcript has 8 exons.